Molecule: messenger RNA, 3717 nt
Organism: Guillardia theta CCMP2712
Lineage: Eukaryota; Cryptophyceae; Pyrenomonadales; Geminigeraceae
Exons: 23
Coding region: 1-3717 (1238 amino acids)
Molecular function (GO): protein binding
Source: RefSeq, a predicted model, not a curated record
AUGGUUGUUGGUAGGCAAUCCCCAGGGCUGGAGCUAUUCAUUCAAAUUUCUUUCUUCUCUGUUCUCCAACUGCAAACAACUGACAGCAGCAUCGCCCGACAGCUUUCAGUUCCCUUCCAGCAUGCCACGUUGCGCGUUCGUGGUGGUUGUGGAGCUCUUACUGACAGCAUAUUCGUGGCAAGUGACGGGCAGUUCUUCCGAAGGUUGAACACAACCGCCGCUGGCAGUGAGCAGAUGGAGGACGACUCGUUGCCUGCGGUCAAGAUCAUGGGGCGAACUGCGAAACCGAGCAAUGUCAGCCGUCUGAUGAGAGAGAUCGCAUUCCACCAGGGCUAUCAUUUCGAUUGCCCGGAGAGCAAGGGGUACAAGUUCGAGGGCUGGAUUGACCUCAUGACAGCCUACCAACAUCUCAACGGAACGGAUGAGUGGGAAGAGAUGAAGAAGUUGGCAGAUCCGAGUGAAGUCGCUGCAUUGGAUCGACGUCUCCAAAGGAGGAAGCUCCAGAGCGCGCUGAAAAGUGAAGGGGACUUCAGUCAUGAGCUUGCAAAGAGAUCGUUCCUCGAGACUGAGGUUCCGCAGCUGAAGAAUGCGCUGACUUCCAGGCUCUUACGGAGGAACCAGAGUUACUUCUCGAUACACUCGAACCCCAACAACCUCCGUGGAGGCUCGGACCUUGACGACAUUCUGAUGGACGACGCCAAGUGGUUGGAAGACAUGAAAAGUACUCGACCAGAUCUGUUCUCAGCUCCUGCUGCGGCCCCCGCACAAGCGCCGAGUGCCCAGAGCGGUCAGGCCGGUGAGGAGGAGGUGGAGAAUCCCGAGAAGAAGAGGAAGCUUUCGGAAGUGAGGCAAAGCAAGUCGGAGAAGGCUAGGGCAUUGAAGCAAGAGGCAAAGAUGAGGCAGAAACUCCAGCAGGAGGCGGAGCAACAAAGGCUGCUGGAACUUCAAUCGAAGGUGCAACCGCCUACCAUCGUCAUUGCCUCUGAAAAUGCAAAGGCGGGAGAGGAACGCGAGAGCGAACAGGAACAGGUUCCCAAGUCCUUGGCAGAUGGUUUCAACCUCGAUCUUGGCAACGAGGAUGAAAAUUUUGAGAAUCUUGCGAGGCAGUGGGGAACGCAGUCGGACGUGAAGGAGCCGGAAGGAGCUGGGGAGCUUAAGGGCGAUCAACAAAGUGAGGAGCUCUCAGAGUGGUCGGAGGAGGAGGGAGAAGGACCAGAUGGUACAAGGAUGGCCGAUGGAAAGAAGGAAGCGAAGAAAAUGGUGGCAAAGGACAAGGGAAAGACGACCGCAGACAAGUCAGGAGGUGAUAGUGAUACUUCGAGGGAUCACUUGUGGAUCGAAGACCUCAACGCCUCUGCCAGGGCAGCCAACUUGACGCUCUUUGACUACUGCAAGUUUGUCAAGUCGAAGCCGAACGAUCAUUCGUUGGAGCUGUGGUCGCUUGCUCGAAGGUACAUCAACCGAGAGCUCAAGCAGUUCAAACGAUUUCACGUCAUGGCGUUUGACGACAUGAUGAUGGAGUCGAUCGAGCUGGCUAGGAACAAUUCGUACCACAACGCCUACCAGCUCCAGUUCAUGCGCAUGUUUGAGAGGAGGAAGAUCCUAAGAGAGGAGGGGCUCCUGCUGAACGAGGACGCGGCUGACAACUCUAGCCGUGAAGUUCUGAGAGCCGGGUGGGAGGCAAGAGACAAAGCGCUUCUGCAGCUGCAGAAGCAAUCCCCGUCGGGGUUUAUCAGGGAGGAGGUGUCUGCCAGGUUCAACCAGACUGUCCUGAUCGAGAACGGGGUGGUAGACGAGAGCCUCCUCCUCUCCCACAGCGAUGACUUCUCAUCGUUUGACAACCUCCCUGACGACGACGACGACGAGAGCGUCGACGAGCGAACCCAAAAGAGGGACAAGGAGUGGGAGGCUCGUUACCUCGAGCUGCAGGCUUUCCACAGGCAGCACGGACACUCCAACGUGCCCAAACGCCACGUGGAAAACCCUCCCCUGGGGACGUGGGUGAUGACGCAGAGGAGUAAGAUAAGGAAGGGGCUGCUAGCGGCAGAGAAGAAGUUGUUGCUGGAGGAGCUUAACUUCGAGUGGGAGCUCAAGAAGAAUAAGAACACGAAAGUUGGCAAGGCAAAGACGACCCGCGUGUCUGCUGCCCCGGGGGCGGCAGCCAGGAGAUCUGCCAAGAAGUCGGCGGCUGUCAAGCAAGUUGAGAUGGACUUGUCGGCGUUCCUUGUCAAACACAAGUUGCUCGAUGACGUCGGGCAGCGCGUGCUGGAAGCAAACGUUUCGCUUGCCCAGCUAGCAGCCAUGGAGAAGGAAGAGCUGGUGGAGAAAUUCUCCCUCAACAUGGGGCAGAGAAAGGACCUUGAACAGGCCUUGGAGGACGAAGGGAGGCUGAGGGUGCGAGGGGGGGCAGAGGAGAAUGGGAACGAGGACGAGGAGAUGAAGGAAUUGAUCGUGGCUGAGGAGAAGAGGAGCGGACCCGAGCUGCAGUCUCGAGCUGAAGACAGGAAGGAAGAAGGAAUGGAAGACGAGGAGGAAGAGAACUUGUGGAAAGGACAGGAGUGGAGAGAGAAGAUCGGCGAGGACGAGGAGGAGAAUGAGCAAUGGCGGGGCGGGGAGGAAGAGGUGCAGGGAUCGAAUUUACACGCUCGAGAAACACCUGUGGGUAUCGAUCUGAACAUCCCCGUCAUUCAUGAGGAUGGAACGGCUCUGAGUGUGAUUGAAAUCCUUCAAGCCAUGGGCAAGUUGAGAAACAAUGAAACAGAACAUUACAAAGCUCUCGAGAUCCAAGAGGGAAUCCAGUCGCACAGACUUGCCCUGCAAGACAGUCUCGUGAGAUCUGCUGACAUCAUGAAAGCUCAACAGUUGAGGGAAGCGACAAAGAUGUUUUAUGUGAAGAAAUAUUUCUCAGAGAAUGCGAUCGGGUCUGAAGAAGUGGAAAGAGACGUGAACAACAUGGUCGAGUGUCCGGGCAUCAUCGGCGAGCGGGAGGAAUGGAAGCAGCACAGAGGAAAUGAAACUUUCACUCCUGGACAAAUUUCAAUGCAUCAGUGGUACAAAUGGUUCAAAGAAAACAAGAACUUGAGCCUUGCAGGCGUCGACUAUGAAAACCUAGUCGUCGACCAACUCCCACAAGUCCCAAAGAAGAUCUAUGCAGAGAGCGUGAUAGGCAGGUUGGAAGAGAAGAAGCACGUGGAGGAUCGUUUUAUGGUCCGGCACAUGCAACGUUGGAGAGGUCGAGCUGUGAAGUUUGUCUCUGACUUGCCGUCAGUCGAGGGAUUGAUCGAGAGCAUGUGGAAAGAAGGGUGGGACGUGGAGAAACUUUUCGGGGAGCAGGCGAAUGUGAUCCUCCGCUCCAAGUAUCCUUAUUAUCCUCUCCGAGGAACCGGGAUCGGCAUCGAGUGGAUGCGGCAGGGAGCAGAGCUCAUCGUCACGAGAGUCGCCGGCGACAGUCCGUGCAGGGGGAAGGUGGAGACCGGGGACACUAUCUGCUUUGUAGACGGGGAGCUGGUGACGACGGAGCGGAUGUGCGAGAAGCUGAUACGAGGAGAGCCGGGCUCUGAGAUCUCGCUCGUGGUGCUGCCGAAGGCGACCAAGAGGAGGCUAGAGUACUCGGAUAUUGAGCUGACAGACCUGGUGGAGGUCAAGGUUCCCAGGAUGGAGUUUCAUCCUGACAUGCUGAGGGAGCACAAGACGGUGACCCCAGACUACAUCUUCUAG